This is a messenger RNA of Gadus morhua (Atlantic cod), 5693 nucleotides long. Its product is annotated as androgen receptor. The transcript is spliced from 8 exons. The record is from RefSeq and is a predicted model, not a curated record. Gene Ontology annotation, biological process: regulation of DNA-templated transcription. The coding region runs from base 325 to 2688 and encodes 787 amino acids. Gene Ontology annotation, molecular function: DNA-binding transcription factor activity; zinc ion binding; sequence-specific DNA binding. Lineage: Eukaryota; Metazoa; Chordata; Actinopteri; Gadiformes; Gadidae.
ACCACCGGAAUUAUUUAGAUUACGCACAGAAAUCACAGAGGUUUUUCUGGUAUAUAUUCUAGCCAGGUUCCCCAGACUAGGAAGGGGAGAGUAGCUGAUUAGGCGGAAGCCAGAAGGAGACCAGGAGGAGACCGAGAGGUGACCAGGAGGAGACCAAGCGCAGUUAGGGACUCCUACUUUUCCCGCGGACCUCCAGCCCCCUUCCCCUGAGCGGGGAGUCGAGCGCAGCACAGAGACACGACACAACCGUUUCCCGGAGAUCUUUGGACUUUUUUCGCUUUCAAAGUCCACAAUUCCCACCGUCCAUCCGCCUCCUCCUGGGAGAUGAGCCAAAUCAACCGACAUUUAGUUUGUAGCAAAAUAUGGCCGGGAAAAGUUAGGGGGGAGAGCGACGUGAGGAGCCGUCCCAGGACGAUCGACACUGAGGCAAGACGAGUGCAUCUGGUCAAAAACAGCUCGACCGGAAACCGAGCCGAGGUGGUGUUGGUGCAGGACUAUGCCCCGGGACCCGGCCGGGACCCUGCCCCCGGACCCGGGGUCCUUGGACCCGACCGCUGCCGCCUGCAGCACCGCAGCGGAGCCAUUGAGAAGGCGGCGUGCCAGCAGGCGGCCGGCCGGAUCAACUGCUCCAACCCCGCCUGCGCUUCCAUCUCCGACACGGCACGGGAGCUGUGCAAGGCGGUGUCCGUGUCCCUGGGGCUGGCCGGGGACUCCCACGACAUGAGUGACCCGGACCCGGGUCUGGGUCAGUUUUCUCCGGGGAACGAGCAGCAGCAGCACCGCGGAGACUACCUGCUGGGGGUCUCCCAGACAGCCCAGCGCCCCAGAUGCGCCAACAGCGACCCGCACAGCGACCAGCAACUGGUGGAAAUGUUUAAAAGUCCCGAGGACGAGUCGAGCCUGCACCACCUGCUCUCCGCCCGGUGUCUGGACGGACCGCAGGAGGACUUCGACGUCGUUUCCUCCAAAGAGAUGGACCCUAUGGACACGGCCCAGCAGGGGACCUGCUACCCCUACGGCCCGCCCCACCCGGCCGCCAACUUCACCAACUACCCCAACAACGGGCCGCCCGGCGGCGAGAGACAGCCGACCGCCUACCUGCCCCCGGGAGCGGGGAGCGAAGUCGGAGGGGAAGCCCUGGAGGAGAAGUACGUCGACUACCUCCAGGAGCAGUACAGCGUGAAGAUCAAGUCCGAGGCGGUCCACAGCGAGCCCCACAGCGGGGCGUUAUGGGGAACUAGUUACAGCUACGACGGGACCGGCAGCGGCCCGUACCCGGGUCCAAGGCAGUGCGUCAAUACGCACAGCCUGGGCGGCAGCGGCGCGCUGGGGGGAGAUCCGUACGAGACGGGGGUGCUGCGCCGGGAGCGGCCGGGGCCGGAGCAGUGGUACCCUGGGGGGACGCUGGCCCGGCCGCCCUACCCCAACCCCGGCUACAUCAAGAACGAGGUGGGGGGCUGGCUGGACGCGACCUACAACGAACCCCGGUUCGACGGCGGCCGGGAGCACAUGUUCCCCAUGGAGUUCUUCUUCCCGCCCCAGCGGACGUGUCUGAUCUGCGCCGACGAGGCCUCCGGGUGCCAUUACGGGGCGCUCACCUGCGGCAGCUGCAAGGUCUUCUUCAAACGAGCCGCCGAAGGCAAACAGAAAUACCUUUGCGCCAGCCGGAACGACUGCACCAUCGACAAGCUGAGGAGGAAGAACUGCCCGUCCUGCCGAUUGAAGAAGUGCUUCGAGGCGGGGAUGACAUUGGGAGCGAGGAAGCUGAAGAAAAUCGGGCAGCUGAAGAACCCGGAGGAGGAGGUGGGAGGAGGAGGAGGAGGAGGAGGAGGAGGAGGAGGAGGAGGAGGAGGAGGAGGAGGAGGAGGAGGGCCGCAGGGCUCCCAGGAGCUGAUCCAGUGCAGCAUGUCCCCCAAGCCCUACCUCAACCUGCACUCCCAGCUGAGCUUCCUCAACAUCCUGGAGACCAUCGAGCCCGACGUGGUCAACGCCGGCCACGACCACGGCCAGCCCGACUCGGCCGCCACGCUACUCACCAGUCUCAACGAGCUGGGCGAGCGCCAGCUGGUCAAGGUGGUCAAAUGGGCCAAGGGUCUGCCAGGCUUCAGGAACAUGCACGUUGACGACCAGAUGACCGUCAUCCAGCACUCCUGGAUGGGGGUGAUGGUGUUCGCGCUGGGGUGGAGGUCCUACAAGAACGUCAACGGCAGGAUGCUGUACUUCGCCCCGGACCUGGUCUUCAACGAGAACCGGAUGCACGUGUCCACCAUGUAUGAGCACUGUAUCCGGAUGAAGCACCUGUCCCAGGAGUUUGUCCUUCUGCAGGUCACCCAGGAGGAGUUCCUCUGCAUGAAGGCUCUGCUGCUGCUCAGCAUCGUCCCCGUGGAGGGGCUGAAGAGUCAGAAGUACUUUGACGAGCUACGCCUCACCUACAUCAACGAGCUGGACCGCGUCAUCAACUACGGCCGGAAGUUCAACUGCUCCCAGAGGUUCUACCAGCUGACCCGUCUCAUGGACUCCCUUCAGGCGGUGGUGAGGAAACUCCAUCAGUUCACCUUCGACCUCUACGUUCAGGCCCAAUCGCUGCCCACCAAGGUCAACUUCCCCGAGAUGAUUGCGGAGAUCAUCUCGGUGCACAUACCAAAGCUGCUGGCGGGCCUGGCCAAGCCCAUCCUGUUCCACAAGUAGAACCCGCUGGAGGACUGGAGGACCCCAGGAGAGCUCGGGUCCAGAGUUCUGUCCUGGAGUCGCAUCCCGACCGGGUCCCGUUCCGCCACGUUCCGCCGUGCCUCGGUUCUCCACCAGGGAUGUGGCUCAGAGAGUCUUCUUCUUCUGCCUCGAUGAAGAAGUGUUUUAAUAACUGGAUCAUCUGUGGUUCCAACACAAGCUGACGGCCGUUGAUAAAAAAAGGGAAUCUGUCUCCUUGAGACAGAUCCAUGAAACGGAAAACGAGUGCGGGCCCAGAAAUAAGCUCUUUAGUAACCACGUGUAUUUAGACAGGCCAGUUUCACGGCCAAAAAACAACAAAACACUUAAUCUCUAAUGGAGGUCCUGAGAAAUUGCAGUCGCUGCGUUUACAGACGGAACGAGGUACCAAAUAACAGAUUUCUCGUUGCGUACGUUCAACCGGCUCCGCAACGGUGCUGCCGGUAAAAGGUUUCAAACAGGGAACUAUUAAAUGGUAUCCACCUACGUUUUCUGAUUACCAUACCUCAGCUAAUUAUAUCCAUCGGGCUGUCCUGCUCCCUGCUAGAGGUGUGUUGUUUAGAAAUAUAUUCAGCCUUUUUCACGGGCUGAAUAUAUCACGGGUGUGCCUGAGUAAAACAAUCCUGAGCUAGUUUGGGGUAGAUCCACAUUUAAAUACUUACAAUACAAAAACAGUACACCAACAGUUGUACCGGCAGGUAUUGAAAAACAUCGCCAUACGUCCUAUAACCUAUCGUUUGAUCCAAGCUCACAGACCAGUCUUUCUUAACAGGCUCUUGUUUUCACUCUGCAGCAAAAUACUGGAGACUUAACUAUAGACUGCAUGCUUAGUCACUCUCUAAACUCCCGGAUCAUCUAAGUGUUUUAUCUGUAAGCAGCUCUUUCUGUAGUAUAACCAGUCAUACAACUAGUAACACAACAUACAAGAAGGGACGUUUAGAAAAAAGAGCCACCAGAUGUCUUGGGUGGUGCACUGUUUCCUUUGUCAGUAUAAAGCUUUAAACUUCAACGAACAGUACACAUUCAGCCUUCGGAAAAUGUUUUUGUCAAAAUCUUAAUGCACAAUCUAUUCCCAUAAGAUGUAUUGGUUGGGCCACUGAGAAAUUCAAACCUUCUAUUGCCACUCUAUUUUUGAUCAGCGGUUUCGGACACAUGCUGUCAUUGGUGGAGAUGCCUUCCAACAUAUCUUGGCUAACUGGUGAGAAACCAAUACCGAGUGGUUGGGUGGACCUAUUCAAGUAGUAAUCGCAUUAGACACACAGACAACGAAGCCAUCUUGAUCCCCGGUUUGAGUGGUGGAAUUAUGAAUAAUACAUAUCCCCUUGUGUGUAUUAUGAAUACUCUUUUAAAACCAACAUUUCCUACAGUUUCAAGACUUUAGAGGCAUGCCUUAGCUACUCGCUGAAACCGUCUGAAUGUCUAUUUAAGCCAACGCAUUGUAAAUCCUGACGAUCUUCGAAUCGUCCGCCUGUUGUGAACACUAUCAUUCUUGUGCGAUAACCGUCCGUUUUAAGCCGUCUAUUGAAGCGCAUGGUGUUUUCGUAGCGUUCAUCUGUCUCAGUAGCUACUAUUGCUUGUAAAAUGUCAUCCCUCUUGGGUGUUUUUUUGUAAAUGGUUCAACGAUCAAAUCCAAGACGGAACGGUAUCGUAGAUCAACUGCACUAUAUUUUUCAAGCUGUCUUUUUCCUCUUAAAAUGUUUUUAUAUUGGUAUUUAAAGUGGGGAGGCGGAAGGGUGAGUACAGAUGUAUCCUCACUCCCUCUCAAACCAUGCAGCACGGCUGCUUGGCUGGCGACGGACUUUGGCCGGCUCUGGUCCUAGGCCGGCAGCCAGCACAACAUGGAUGCUUGGUACUUAGACAAGCUGCAAAAUAUAGUUUCGAUUUGCACUGAAAAAAUGCAAAAGAAAAUGCAUACGAUGUCUAUAAGGUCAGGUGAACUUUUUAGGUGACAUGUUGCUGGCGCAUUCAUUUAAGACAAAGAAAUGCACAGAUAUAGAUCUGACUUAAUUUUACAGCUAUUGGUGUGGAACCUCAGCACACAGAAAAAGAAACAAACCUAAAUUGAAGCAGACUUUUGCAGGAGGCUGCAUUUACUUACUCUUACCCUUUAUUUAACCACCCCUCUAAUCCCCAAAACAAGUUAGACACAUGAAUGAAUUAUACAUGAGGAAGGAUGGACUCACCACACUGUCAGCUGAAGACGUAUCGGGUCAUUUAAGGAGGAACGCUGGGUAGCGGUGCCCCUAACAACGUAGCGGGGGUCCCCAACAACGUAGCGGGGCUCCGUAGCAACGACGCCUUUUAACUUCGGUCCGCAAAUCCCACAAAGUGACGCAGAAAUGUCAGUAAACGGCCCGUUCCGCGCAGUCCAAAUUUCCUGCAGUAGCUUUCCCAUCCUGCAGUACUAUUGCCAAAAGAUGUCCUCAAAACACGGAGAAAAGCUGUUGUCGCGCUCAAUCGGGAGCUUUAGAAAGCAAUCAAUGUCACAGCUGUCAAUAGGAGGGAGGGCGGGUUUACACAGCGCUCACAGUGGGCUCACGGUACCACCUAGUGGUGCAACGUGGAAUAGUGCAGCUUUACCUUCUGACCUAAAACACGGUUGAUCGGGUCAGAUGUGGAGGGGUUGGGGAAAACAGCAGGUAUGAGACUUGUUCGAACACAUGCUGAUGACACAGCAUGCACCUUAGCUCACUGAGCCAACUUGAAAUACUGUUAUUUCAAUGUUAUUUGUAUGUAAUCUGAAAUACUGUUUCUGCUGCAGUUUUACGACACAAUGUCAAUUGGUAUGUGCAGAAUGUACGAUCUAUGAACCUGGUUCUUUGUACAUGAUGCUUCUAUGUAUAUAUUGAUUGAUGAUCUGUCCGUUUGGUGUUUUGACUUUAAAAGUACUUUCUUGAAUGAUUUUUACCUUUUGUGAAUUGUGUUUUACAAUAAUUAUAGAGCUGCACCACCUUUUUAAAGACAAUUAAAGCAAUUCUGACUGAUUA